CAUUUUAAACGUAUAUACACCUACUAACUUUCCUCAAACCCAUUAACGAGAUAUCAAGUGAAAAGCUUUUCUGCUACAUCAGGCCAAUUCCAAAUAAGCUGAACAUCUGCGCAAGUAAUCUGUGGAUUUAAAAGCAUGGCAGAACAAGGUGAAGGUUUUAUGGAGCCGUGCAAAGACACCCUAAAGAGAAAGCGACCUCAACCCCAAAACUUACCCCAACCGAAAAGAUCUAUCAGGCUUUUGGAAAUUUCUCAGAGGACUAAUUCUGUACCAUUAAUGCCCAGAAAGCCCAACAAGAAGAGUACAAAAUCAUCUGCACAGAGUCUGUUUUAUCUGGGGGGAAAUGAUAAUGAAGAGAGGGGAUAUGAAAGCCCUGAUGACAAGAAAAUUGUGGCUAUUAACAUUAGUAUGCCACUGUUGGGUGGUACCAGUAGUGAUGGAUGGAGUAAAGAGCAGGACGUGGCGCUUCACAAUGCCUAUUGCACACUCAAGGUUUCUGCCACCUUCUGGAAAGAUGUUGCCAAGCUGGUUCCUGGCAAGUCCUCCAAGGAAUGCUUUGAUAGAUUUUACUCGGCUUAUCCAACUCCACGGUUUUCCCGAUCACAGUCAAAGUUGGAUGGCAAAAUCCGUCGAUCCCCCAAAAGGCCAUUAAAUCUCCAUAGCUUGUUGAAGGCUACUGGGUCAACUGGUAGAAGGUUUCACUGCAAUCGACAGAAAAUUCUGCAAGCACAUAGAACUGUGCGAUGGUUACUGGGAAAACAUAAAACUGCUGACAAGGGGUAUGAAACAGAUCUAUUUUCUUCCGUGGGCGUGGAAUCUGCAGAUUCAUCAGUCCAAACUUCUUUACUUCUUACUGGUAAACCCAUCUCUCCAGAUAUUUUUCUCAAAUCCGUUGGCAAUUCAAGCCAAACAGAGUCACCCGAUGGUAGAAUAUCAUUGCCUGGAUUAAAGCAACAAAUUUUUAGUCCAGAAGUUUUGAAACAAAUAAAAAAUCCUGCUCAACAUGAAAAAUAUAUUGACUUGUUACAUUUCAGAGAAGCGGCAAGAAGAAAAACUUGGACCCAAAAUGCAAAAAUCCCAGCCAGCUACAUAGUAAAAGAGACUCCAGAACUGCUACAGAGAGAGGCAAUUUAUGCGGCAAAAGCUGCUCUGGCUGCUGACACUCAACAAAUGCUUAUACAAUCACAGAGUUCUGGAUUGGGUGAAAAUGAUGACGAUAGAAGUGAAGAGGAAUAUGAAGAUUUUGCGGAUGAUGAUGAAACAAUUGGAUGUGGGCUGAUUAAUCUCUGUGUUAUACAUACAAAACAAAAAAAUUAGUUCUACGGAGCAAAACCCUCAUAACCCUCGUGAUAUGUGAAAAUCAUGACGUUUUUGAAACCAGAUUAGCUACAGCCCAAACAAUUAACUACACUUAACAAUAGAACAUAUUUCUACUGUAAUUGCUUAAAAUGGUACACUGGAAGCUGAUGUUCCUUGCUUUUGUCGAUGAAUAUCGUCCAUCUGUUAGAAACAGAGCAUAAUUUUUUGAAAACCACCAUUAAUAUAUUUGUAAAGCCUCUCCUGUCAGGACUUUUCAUUUA
Molecule: messenger RNA, 1580 nt
Organism: Cryptomeria japonica (Japanese cedar)
Lineage: Eukaryota; Viridiplantae; Streptophyta; Pinopsida; Cupressales; Cupressaceae
Exons: 2
Coding region: 136-1317 (393 amino acids)
Source: RefSeq, a predicted model, not a curated record